CAGGUAUAUUCCGAGCAUUGCCCGUAUCCACUCACCUCCCCCACCUCACCCACCCGUCACCCAUGCUGUCUCACGCCAGGAUCAUGUUCCGUAAGCUCCGUGGUAGUGGCAGCCGUAGCAGCCGUGGCAGCGACCCCGCGCCAUCCGCGCUGGCCACGACAGCAGAGAGCGAAACUAUUAACUCAUCCCCUCGCGCCAUCCAUAUCAGCGACGUGAGGCGGUCACCUACUAGGCUACUCCGUAAGCCCGGUUCCGAUUCACAGUCUAUGUCCAUUAUCGUCGCGAACGCCAAAGGCGCCGCCGACUCCUCGCAUCUUUACAGGCUACUCCAGAGAGAGAAGGAUUACGGCGAGUUCGACCCUACGGACGAAUUCGACAUAGAUUACUUUUGCGAAGGUUACGUCUACAAUGUCUGCUUCAUCCCGCCUAGCGCCCCGGGGCCUGGCCUAGCUUACCUCUGCCUCAUGCAGCAUGUCUGCCUCGUCUUCACGUACGACGCUUCAUCGAGGGAAUCAUGGGACGAAAUGGUCGCCGCCUACGAGAGAAUACGCAGCCGCUACGAAGACAGAGUCCUCCCCUUUCUUACGACAAUAAUCGCCGCCAUGGGUGAAGGUGAAGUCCCCGUGUCGCACGUGGAAGCCGAGGCGUUUGCAACCCAGCGGGACUGUCUCUUUUUCAAGUUCUCACCCACAACAGGGCGCGGCAUUUGCGAUGCGGUCGGCUCGCUAAUUGAGCUAGCGCACGGCGCUCGUGAUCAAUAUGCUAUGGAUCAGGAGGGUUAUACCCAGAGAUACAAGAGGGCAGAGGCAGUUCAGGCAUUAUUUCCCAGCUAG
This is a messenger RNA of Penicillium canescens, 833 nucleotides long. RefSeq lists its product as uncharacterized. NCBI's taxonomy places the organism in Eukaryota, Fungi, Ascomycota, Eurotiomycetes, Eurotiales, Aspergillaceae. The coding region runs from base 63 to 833 and encodes 256 amino acids. The transcript has 2 exons. The record is from RefSeq and is a predicted model, not a curated record.